AAAAACAACAAAACAUAUCUUGUCUUUAACUAUUAGGAAAUAUUUUAUUUCUCUACAUCGGUCUUGUUCAAUUCCGACAUGGAUGAAGACUUCUUCUUAACCGACUUCUCACUCGAAGACAUUGAUUUCGACUUUAAUAUUUACGAAGAUACUAAUGUAUCACCGGUUGAAGCGAUCAUGCAUUCACAAAGAUCUCAGUUUCCAUCAGACUUUGAUCAUGAAGUUCAUCUUAAUUACCUCAAAGAGAAGCCGAAGCCUGUGGUAAAGGAGACGAUGAAGAUCAAUAACAAGCCACGAGUGAUUUCUUUUGAUUUCUCUAGUAAAGUUUCUUCUUCUCCAGCUACGGAAAACAUCAUUAUUGAUCGAUUGGUCAGAUGUGGAACCAAAAGAAAAUUGUGUUUUCCUGCCAAAAGAUCCCCGGUUCUAGCCAAAGAACAUGUUAUAGCCGAGAGAAAGCGUCGUGAGAACCUUUCGGAAAAAUUUAUUGGCCUCUCAGCACUUUUACCUGGUCUUAAAAAGGCCGACAAGCUUACGGUUCUUGAUGAUGCGAUUUCACGUGUGAAACAACUUCAAGAACAAAUAAGAAAGCUCGAGGAAGAGAAAGAAGUAACAAGAGAAAUGGAAUCCAUGAUUCUUUUCAAGAAAUGUAAAGUGUGUUCCGACGAGAAGGCUUACCCAUCAUCUUCUUCAGUUCAUGAGCAAUUUGAUCAACCGUUGCCUGAAAUCGAGGCUAAAGUAGCCCAAAACAAAGUUUUAAUCCGCAUCCACUGCGAGAAGAGCAAAGGGUCCAUGAUAAACAUACUAAACACAAUCGAGAAUCUUCAAUUGCGCAUCGAAAAUAGUAUCGUAUUGCCAUUUGGGGACUCGACUCUUGACAUCACAGUCCUUGCACAGAUGGCGAAAGACUUUUCAGUGAGUGCACUUAAGGAUCUUGUAAGGAACCUGAGACUCGCAAUUGUCUAAGCUUUCUUUGAAGUUUUAAGAACUGUGGAGACGGAAACGAUACCAUUUCUUCGAUUUGCUGUCGUUUUCAUUAUAGGAUUUUAAAUUUUUUCACACAUGCUCUACUACCACUUGUGUUUGAUGUAUUUUGUAGCAAAGUUCUUGUCUUCAUCAGUGGUUUAGACUAAAGGGGGAUACUUUCGAUAACGACCGUUGAUCAUUAAUGUAAAUUGAUACCCCUUGUUGAUUUUUUUUUCCCAUUUGUUAAUCAAAAGAGACAGCAAAGGUGAAGCAAAAAUAUCAUGGCCAUCUAUUAAUUUAUUUGUAUUCAGUAUACGGUGAAAUGAAGUGUACAAAGCAAACACAACGUUGGUAGUUGUAAAUUUAUAAAAUUCUUUUUUUGGUCAACUCAAAGUUAUAAGCUUUUAAAAUUUAUAUCUUAAUAUACGGAAAUGAUAGUGCAUAUAAUGUGACUGCAUGGUUACAAGAUUUUGUCAGCAGCUUGUAAGUUGGCAAUUCUGUGAUUUACUGUCUUAUGCUAGACAUCUCAAGAAACAAAAGGAAGACUGUGGAAUAAGAUCUCUGGAAUGAUUAAAAAGAGGGGUUACAAUGUAUCUAGGGACCAA
Messenger RNA from Eruca vesicaria subsp. sativa (arugula), 1568 nucleotides. The record is from the annotation of a GenBank genome assembly. Lineage: Eukaryota; Viridiplantae; Streptophyta; Magnoliopsida; Brassicales; Brassicaceae.